AUGUCACGCCGAAAAACAGCCAAAAAACGUCCGGUGGCACCGGAUGCGGUAUACCAAAGCCGUCUAGUAAGCUUAUUAGUAAGUCACUUAUUAAAAGCUGGUAAAAAAAGUGUUGCUUCAAGCAUUUUUUAUGAAUCAAUGAAAGAAAUUGCCGAUACAACAUCACAAGAUCCACUUGAAGUGUUACGCCAAGCCGUAUUAAACAUUACACCAAAAGUGGAAGUAAAAUCUCGUCGUAUUGGUGGGGCCACAUUACAAGUUCCUAUGGAAGUGAAAUCAGACCGUGGAACAGCAUUAGCACUCCGCUGGCUCUUAACUGCAUCGCGUGCACGUUCUGGACGUAGCAUGGUGAAAAAAUUAAGUGCUGAAAUUAUCGAUGCAUCCAACAAUACUGGGGGUGCAAUCCGAAAACGUGAAGACACACACCGUAUGGCAGAAGCAAACAAAGCGUUUGCACAUUUCCGUUUCUAA
Messenger RNA from Bathycoccus prasinos, 471 nucleotides. The record is from the annotation of a RefSeq genome assembly. NCBI's taxonomy places the organism in Eukaryota, Viridiplantae, Chlorophyta, Mamiellophyceae, Mamiellales, Bathycoccaceae.